CAUAUUCUAUCGAGUGACUUUUUAAACUCGUCCGCAAAUUCUCCAUCUCGUAGGGAUGCCUCUAAGCGCUUCUGGAAAAAAGGAAUUUGACCGAAAAAAAAAAGCUGUGAAAUAUGGGUGCUUCAGACAAGAGGGAGGAAGUGAUUCAAGCAUGGUACAUGGACGAUAGUAAUGAAGAUCAGAGGCUUCCCCAUCACCGUGAGCCUAAGGAAUUUCUGUCCUUGGAUCAACUUGCUGAACUUGGAGUACUCAGUUGGCGAUUGGAUGCUGACAACUAUGAAACUGAUGAGGAAUUGAAGAAAAUUCGUGAAGAUCGUGGUUACUCCUACAUGGACUUCUGUGAGGUUUGUCCAGAGAAGCUGCCAAAUUAUGAAGAAAAGAUCAAAAAUUUUUUUGAAGAACAUCUUCAUACUGAUGAGGAAAUUCGUUACUGUGUGGCAGGAAGUGGUUAUUUUGAUGUCAGGGAUCACAAUGAUCAAUGGAUACGCGUGUGGGUAAAGAAAGGAGGCUUGAUAGUUUUACCUGCUGGGAUUUAUCAUCGCUUUACUCUGGAUACAAACAACUAUAUUAAGGCAAUGCGGCUCUUUGUUGGCGAUCCAAUCUGGACUCCAUACAACCGUCCUCAUGAUCAUCUUCCUGCAAGGAAGGAGUAUGUUGAAAACUUUUUGCAUAAGGAAGGUAGUGGUCAAGCUGUUGAUGCUGCUGCAUGAAAUUGGCAUUUGUCUCUUUAUUGGGUCUUAAACCCUGGAUUGGCUGUAAUAAAUAAGUCUAGGCGUUUCUGCUUGUAAUUUGUGGUAUGUGUUGGUCAUUUUGCUUAAACGUAUGGCUUGUUAUGAUUGUAGCUUGCU
Messenger RNA from Durio zibethinus, 848 nucleotides. Its product is annotated as acireductone dioxygenase 2-like. NCBI's taxonomy places the organism in Eukaryota, Viridiplantae, Streptophyta, Magnoliopsida, Malvales, Malvaceae. Gene Ontology annotation, molecular function: acireductone dioxygenase [iron(II)-requiring] activity. The record is from RefSeq and is a predicted model, not a curated record.